Messenger RNA from Thelazia callipaeda (thelaziosis nematode), 2325 nucleotides. NCBI's taxonomy places the organism in Eukaryota, Metazoa, Nematoda, Chromadorea, Rhabditida, Thelaziidae. The record is from the annotation of a GenBank genome assembly.
AUGGAACAAAAAGGGCAAACUAUUUCAACGGAAGAACAACGUAAUUUUGAAGGAACUCUUUCUAAGAAGAAGAAUUAUGAGAUAGUUACGGUUGCAAGCGGUGGUAAUGCGAAUGGAAACAUAGACUUUGUGGAUUCGACAGAUGCAAGAAACUUGGAAUUGAGCGCAAUGGGUGGAGUAUUUUCAAAACUUUUUUAUGAUCGUCCUCAAGAUGAGUUGAAUAGCUACAAAAAACGUAUUGACGCAAACACGGAACUACAACGGGAACACGCUGAUAUCAUGGCUGCUUUGCAACGAAAAGUUGAAGAAUAUCGACGACGUUUUGCGGAUAUUGAAGGAAGUUUGGCUGUUCACAAAUUCGAAGGAUCAGGAGAUUUAGGAAAUAUUAAGCUACAGGACGAGCUGCUGCUUAGUUCAAAAUUGAAAUUGGAAGAUUUGAGUGAUAUUGAGUUUGUCCAUCAACUGUCCGAUGAACGUCGACGGGCAGAUGAUCUCGUAAUUCAACUCGAGCAGGAACGUCUUCAAAAUGAACAACUCCAAAAUGAGAUUCAUCGGUUACGUCAGCAGUUCGAAAUAAGUUUUCGUGACAAGGAAAGAGUCUAUCAAAAUCGGGAAAGAAACAUCACGCAAUAUUUGGGUGAAGAACAGCACAAGAUUAUGGAACUUCGAAGUGAGCUUCAACGUGUGCGCAAACAAUGCGCUGAAUAUAGAGAACAAACUGAACGAGACCUGGAAAAUCAACGCAAUGAAUUUAUCAAAGUAAUAAGACAUGUAAGCAGUUUGGUCAAAGGGAUAAAUGUUGAGAAUGAAGGUGGUACGCAUACUCAUUCGUUGCUAUCCGACUUUUCAAGUGAAAGUGGGAUUGAAAUGACACAAGAUACCGUAUUGAUUGAAGCAGUCAAACGUUUUCACGAAACACAGGCACCAUUGGGUUUGGGAAUUGGACCAGAAUUGAUCACAGAACUUCGUCUUGCUCGAUCAGAAGAUGCUGGUUUACACACUGAACUCAUGAGAAAAUACGAAGAAAGUGCGCGACGAAUUAUUGAGUUAGAAGGUCGUGACGAUGAAAAUCACAACAAAAUGCUUACACUAGAGAAUGACCUGAAGCGUACACGUGAUCGACUUGUCGAGAGUCAAAAUGCUCUUCGUAAACUUUACGAUAUGGCUCGUGAGCAUGAUUCAGAAACUCAGAAACAAACAAGAUCAUCAUCUCCAGGCAAGGGUUUUAUUCCUCCACCAGAAGUUUUGCGUAGUGUGCGUUGUGCCUUUAAUACCCGUGGCAAUGAAAACAAUGUUUUACAGCGUAAAUUAAAGAAUGCUGAACUUCAGAUAUCUGAGUUGACUUCCAAAUACGAAUCUACUGAUGAUAUUCGUCGUCGUCUCGAGAAGCAAAUUUCAGAAGCAAAUCGAGAAAUUUCCAGUCGUCAGAAAGAGUUAGAAGAUGCCAAUCGUGCAGUAAAGCAACUAGAAGAUCGUCUAAAAGUUGCCGAGCAAGACAAGAUUAUUGCUGAUGGUGUAAGAUGUCAUCUUGAAGAAGAGAUUCGGAAUAUGCGGGAACAUUUCAAUCGUACUUUGUCGGAUGUGACGCAAAAUGCUGAAGAAGAUGCUUUAAGGCGUAUCCGCGCUAUCGAGGAUGGAAACAGUACUCGUGUAAGUGAACUUACUUCUCGCAUUGAAGACCUUCUAGAAGAUAAUAAACAUCUGAAAAGCGAAACUGAUGAGACCAAAGAUCGCAUUCGAGACGUGGAGAAUGAUUAUAAUGGCGUCGUAAAGAAAUUGGAAGAGAAGGGUAAUUUUACAACAUUACCUUCAGAAAAUGCUCUGAGAAAUCUGGAAAAUACGCGUCAAGAAUUAGCGGAAGAAUUAGAAGAACAGCGUGCGCGAUUCGACGCUAUAACGAGUGAAUUCGAUCAUUUAAAGACAAAUUAUGAUAGCGCAAGCAAAACUACAAUUGCAAUUGAGCUAACAGUGAAGGAAAUCAAACAACAGCGUGAUGAAAUUUUGAAGGAAAAGAAGAUGUUGAUGCAAACUUUGACUGAUAUGGAGAAUAAAUUGAACGAUGAAAGUAAGGCACGUGAAGAUGCUGAAAAACUUAAUAUACAUCAUUUGGAUGAAAUACAUGAUCUUAAGAAACAAGUUGAGGAAUACGUCGCGCAGAUCACAACAUUCCGUCAUGAAAGUAGCGAUUUGGAUACUCAAUUAAAAACAAAUCAGGCAAAACUAAGCAGUAUGGAAACAACUUUACUUGCUGCUCAAAAAGAAGUCGGAAAACUGUCCGAGCUGAAUAAUCGUUUGCAGCAAGAUAAAAAUGAGCUGAAUGCGUGA